Odocoileus virginianus texanus is the source of this 3312-nucleotide messenger RNA. NCBI's taxonomy places the organism in Eukaryota, Metazoa, Chordata, Mammalia, Artiodactyla, Cervidae. The record is from RefSeq and is a predicted model, not a curated record.
AUGCAGCACUGGGCCCGGCGCCUGGAGCAGGAGAUUGAUGGUGUGAUGCGGAUCUUUGGGGGUGUCCAGCAGCUCCGCGAGAUCUACAAGGACAACAGGAAUCUGUUUGAGGUGCAGGAGAAUGAGCCUCAGAAGCUGGUGGAGAAGGUGGCGGGGGACAUUGAGAGCCUGCUGGACAGGAAGGUGCAGGCCCUGAAGAGAUUGGCUGAUGCUGCAGAGAACUUCCAGAAAGCCCACCGCUGGCAGGACAACAUCAAGGAGGAAGACAUCGUGUACUAUGAUGCCAAAGCCGAUGCUGAGCUGGACGACCCUGAGAGUGAGGAUGUGGAAAGGGGGUCCAAGGCCAGCACCCUCCGGCUGGACUUCGUUGAGGACUCAAACUUCAAGAACAAGGUCAACUAUUCAUACACAGCCGUGCAGAUCCCCACGGACAUCUACAAAGGCUCCACCGUCAUCCUCAAUGAGCUCAACUGGACGGAGGCCCUGGAGAAUGUGUUCAUGGAGAACCGCAGGCAGGACCCCACGCUCCUGUGGCAGGUCUUCGGCAGUGCCACGGGAGUCACUCGCUACUAUCCAGCUACGCCGUGGCGAGCCCCCAAGAAAAUCGACCUGUAUGAUGUCCGCAGGAGACCCUGGUAUAUCCAGGGGGCCUCGUCGCCCAAGGACAUGGUCAUCAUCGUGGAUGUGAGUGGCAGUGUGAGUGGCUUAACCCUGAAGCUGAUGAAGACGUCAGUCUGUGAGAUGCUCGACACGCUCUCCGAUGACGACUAUGUCAACGUGGCCUCGUUCAAUGAAAAGGCACAGCCUGUGUCAUGCUUCACACACCUGGUGCAGGCCAACGUACGUAACAAGAAGGUGUUCAAGGAAGCUGUUCAGGGCAUGGUGGCCAAGGGCACCACGGGAUACAAGGCCGGCUUUGAGUACGCCUUCGACCAGCUGCAGAACUCCAACAUCACUCGUGCCAACUGCAAUAAGAUGAUCAUGAUGUUCACGGAUGGCGGCGAGGACCGCGUGCAGGAUGUCUUUGAGAAGUACAACUGGCCCAACCGGACGGUGCGCGUGUUCACUUUCUCCGUGGGGCAGCACAACUACGACGUCACACCGCUGCAGUGGAUGGCCUGCACCAACAAAGGUUACUAUUUUGAGAUCCCUUCCAUUGGUGCCAUCCGCAUCAACACGCAGGAAUAUCUGGACGUAUUGGGCAGGCCCAUGGUGCUGGCGGGCAAGGAGGCCAAGCAGGUGCAAUGGACUAAUGUGUACGAGGAUGCACUGGGGCUGGGGAUGGUGGUGACAGGGACCCUCCCUGUUUUCAACCUGACACAAGAUGGCCCUGGGGAAAAGAAGAACCAGCUGAUCCUGGGUGUGAUGGGCAUCGAUGUGGCUCUGAAUGACAUCAAGAGGCUGACUCCCAACUACACGCUUGGAGCCAACGGCUACGUAUUUGCCAUUGACCUGAAUGGUUACGUAUUGCUUCACCCCAACCUCAAGCCCCAGACCACCAACUUCCGGGAGCCUGUGACCCUGGACUUCCUGGAUGCAGAACUGGAGGAUGAGAACAAGGAGGAGAUCCGCAGAAGCAUGAUUGAUGGCAACAAGGGCCACAAACAGAUCAGAACCCUGGUCAAGUCCUUGGAUGAGAGGUACAUAGACGAGGUGACACGGAACUAUACCUGGGUGCCCAUAAGAAGUACUAACUACAGCCUCGGGCUCGUGCUCCCGCCCUACAGCACCUUCUACCUCCAAGCCAACCUCAGUGACCAGAUCCUGCAGGUCAAGUAUUUUGAGUUCCUGCUCCCCAGCAGCUUUGAGUCUGAAGGACAUGUAUUCAUUGCUCCCAGAGAGUAUUGCAAGGACCUGAAUGCCUCAGACAACAACACCGAGUUCCUGAAAAACUUCAUUGAGCUCAUGGAGAAAGUGACUCCAGACUCCAAACAGUGCAACAACUUCCUCCUGCACAACCUGAUUCUGGACACAGGCAUCACACAGCAGCUGGUGGAGCGCGUGUGGCGGGACCAGGAUCUCAACACGUACAGCCUUCUGGCCGUGUUCGCUGCCACCGAUGGUGGCAUCACUCGAGUGUUCCCCAACAAGGCAGCUGAAGACUGGACAGAGAACCCUGAGCCCUUCAAUGCCAGCUUCUACCGCCGCAGCCUGGACAACCAUGGCUAUGUCUUCAAGCCCCCCCAGCAGGAUGCCCUGUUAAGGCCUCUGGAGCUGGAGAAUGACACGGUGGGCAUCCUUGUCAGCACUGCUGUGGAGCUCAGCCUGGGUGGACGUACACUGAGGCCAGCAGUGGUAGGCGUUAAGCUGGACCUAGAGGCCUGGGCUGAGAAGUUCAAGGUGCUAGCCAGCAACCGUACCCACCAGGACCAGCCUCAGAAGCAGUGCGGCCCAAACAGCCACUGUGAGAUGGACUGCGAGGUUAACAAUGAGGACCUGCUCUGUGUCCUCAUUGAUGAUGGGGGAUUCCUGGUGCUGUCAAACCAGAACCAUCAGUGGGACCAGGUGGGCAGGUUUUUCAGUGAAGUGGAUGCCAACCUGAUGCUGGCACUCUACAAUAACUCCUUCUACACCCGCAAGGAGUCCUACGACUAUCAGGCAGCCUGUGCCCCCUUACCCCCGGGCAACCUGGGUGCUGCACCCCGGGGCAUCUUUGUGCCCACUAUUGCAGACUUCCUUAACCUAGCCUGGUGGACUUCUGCUGCAGCCUGGUCUUUGUUCCAGCAACUUCUCUAUGGUCUCAUCUACCACAGCUGGUUCCAGGCAGACCCCGCGGAGGCCGAGGGGAACCCCGAGGUGCGCGAGAGCAGCUGCGUCAUGAAACAGACCCAGUACUACUUCGGCUCGGUGAACGCCUCCUAUAACGCCAUCAUCGACUGCGGAAACUGCUCCAGGCUCUUCCACGCGCAGAGACUGAUCAACACCAACCUUCUCUUCGUGGUGGCCGAGAAGCCGCUGUGCAGCCAGUGUGAGGCCGGCCGGCUACUGCAUCCCCCACCGUUCCCUGCUCACCUGCCCCCCACUCCCCGCCUUAGAGCCUUGCCCCCUCCCUCCAUGAAGGAACUGCGCCCUCCUGGCCCCCAGAAUCUGCGCCUUGGGAGCAAGAAUUCCAACCUGAGGCAGGCAUACACCAGACCGUGGAAGUGCCGGGAGUUCGCGCCCGCUGGACCAUCCAACAUUCUUACUCGCACACCUGCCCACAAGGACACACCCACUCAGGUGUACGGGCAGACAUGGAGCCACUCCUCCCGGGAAAUUCAGAAAGUGCGUGGCGUGCAGCUGUGCAGCCGCUGGUUCUCGCCGCUCUCCUGA